GGACAUGACUUGCGGACCCCCUGGAGUACUCUCACAGACCCCAGUUUGAGAACUGCUGGCAUAGGUGGUCUGUUUUCAAGAGGGCUGCGAGUCAUCAAGCCGAGCAGCCAAUAAUGCUGCGUAGGAAGCAUUGCAAACUCUGCUCUGCACGUGGCUUAUGAAACCCAGAUCCCGGCAGGCUGUUUCCCCCUACGGAUUGUUCCUUGCAAUAUGGGCUGUAGCUCGCAGUCCUGCCAGGGAAGGCACCUGACUGGACUGGCUUUGGGUAAUGCAUUGAAGUGGAGGAGAGCUGCAGGCUUAGACGCAAUGAGAAUAAAACCAAUGUCCUGCUGGCUGCUGAAAGCGUUCAGGGCUGGAGGUGGGCAGGCCCGUGCAGACCCUUGUAUCUGAUCACCAGUUGCCUCCCUCUCCUUUCUAUACUCCGGUAACAAGGUGUCCAACUCCUACACAGGGCAGCAGUCGUGGCUCGAACAGGCCUUGUGCACCCCCUGCCGCCCAGUGCACCUGUGGAUCCAGGCCCUCCUGGGGGUGUGUGCAGGUGUGCGGUUAAUCUGUUACAAGGGGCAGAGCCCAAUCCCAUCUGGGUUGGCAGAAGACUCUCUUUCCCUUCCCUCUCACACUGCUUGGUCCGGCCUGGUCUCUGCUUCGAGAGCUGACCCUAGCUGGCUCCCGCGGCAGCGGAAAGCGUGGAUGCUGGUGUGUUAAGGCACUAGGUAGGCAUUCAGGAGCUGCGUGAGCAUGUGACACACCGGCAGAGGCUCAGAGCUGAGCCCAGGAUGACAAUUCAGUUGCAUGGCAACAGUCGAGGUUUUCUGUGUUUGUUCCAUGCUGGAGCAAAACCAGAAUGUUUCAGCCCUCUUCCCCAGGCUGGACUUGUGUCAAUGUCCAUUUUCGGAUGGAUAGUGGAGCUGGUGACCUGGGGAGAGGGGUGGUCAGAGCACUCCCCUGGCAUGUGGAAGACCAGGCUCUAGUCCCUGAUUUGGAGUGAGCAGGCUCUGAGUUAGGCGGAGCAGGGACUCAAACCUGGCUCUUCCCAGUCCCAGCCAGUGCCCUAGCCAGGAGAUAGAGUACGAGAGAGACUCUCUCUCCCCUUUCUGAUGAAAACGUGGUCAAAAGUGAUAUGUCUCCACGACCUGGUUAGGCUGUGAGGGAACAGCAGAGGGCCAUUCCCACCAGCUCUGUAAAGGGUGUUGUGUUUGUGACCUGGUACUAGCAAGAAAGGCUGAUCCAGCAGGCAGGGCACUAACAAACCUGGCUUCAAUUCCCGGCUCAGGCUGCAUGUGGGCCCGAGGCAGGCCUGGCUGUGCCUCAGGGCUCGGCAGUGCAGUGGGACAGGAGCGCUGCCCUGCCCGCCAGGUGACUACAGUAAUGGCCACGAGGUGCGCGGCUCACGUAAGCGCCUGAGAGAAGGGGCGAGAGAGCAGCCCCAAGUCUCCAGAGCCCCAAAGUCACCAGAAGGGGGGCAGCUCCCUGCAGCAGCUCCCCCCCCCCCCGAGUGCUGCUUCUCUGGGGGCGGUAUUUGACCAUUACGGCUGAGGGCUGAGGGCUGUCCGGGUCGUGGCAGGCAGGAUCUGGAGGGCGGCCUGGACCUUCUGCCUGCCGGUUGCAAAGGCUGCAGCGGGCUGCGGGGCAGGUCUGAGGGCGCCGGUGCUCCAGAGCCAGGCUCUAUGCGGGAGCAGCAAGAGGCACGUAGACGUGCUGGUGGUGGGGGCUGUGUAGUGCAGGCCGCGUGCGAUGCGGGAAGCUACAGCAGGAGGAGCAUGGAGCAUUUGAGGCAGAGAAGAGCUUUCUGCCCUCUGGGCACAUUUAAAGGCAAUGUUCAGCCUGGGCCGGACGAUUCCCAGCGCCUGAGAGGGCAGCUGCGAUUAGCCACUGGCAGCCUGCAGUGAGCAAACCCGAGAGCCAUUGGCUGGUGGGCAUUGCCCUGAGCCUGGGGUGCGCUCUGCAUGGCAAGUGUCCCGUCUCGUUGGGAGGAGCAGUCCCGUAGCCCCAGCGGAGGCGCCAGAGGAAAGCAGACUUCUAACAACAGGACAAAAUGUUUGCAGCGCUUGUGAAUGUUUAGCUUGCACCAAUCCUCUUGCACGAGUGUCUUCAACUAAAUAACGUACAAGUAAAAGAAGCACGAAAUGGGAAUGAUGGGGAAGCACAUUCAUGUACACAAUUUGCUGUGAAUUGUGUCUGGGUUUGAACGUGCAGGCUUACAGCUCUGCCGUGCUUUUAGACCAUGGGCUUGUUGCUUUAACUUGUAGCAUGAUUCUUCUCGCUGCUCUGGGAUUUGCUCUGCUGCAGACUUAGAUUCUUGUGCAUCAUCUCACAAGCAAUGUACCUGUUUUAAGACACUUGGGUAAUGUAUGUCCAUACUGUGUAUCAGAAGGCAGCAGCCCUCUGAGUUUUUCCUUCACUUACGAAGUAAAUAUUUUUCCUCUGUGAAUCCUCCUCAGAGUGUCCCCGGCUGCUUCCCACAGUCUACAUUACCUUCUGCACAUUUUACUCCCUUUGUUGACUUUCCUGUUGUUUCUUUAAUUAGCACAAAUAUCUACUGCUCUCUUGAAUUUGUUGUCAAAGACUGAGAAUCCUUUAAAGAAAGUGGGAUUUCCCCCCUGAAAACCAUUAACUACAGAGAGUGUACGUGUACUUCCCCAGUAUAAGGAACCCACUAUCUAUGCUAGCAAAACAGCUCAAUAUGUUUAUGCAAAUUCCAUUUUGUUCUUGUUUCUCUCCUUUUCUGAUUCACUCUGUGUACUCACAUGAUCUUGGAUGGGGGAUUCGCAAUCAGUUUUGCAGCCAAAAAAAAAAAAAUCAACAAACUGGCAAGUGUUCAUAUUUCAGUCCUGGAGUUACGUAGGUUAAAGUCUCCUGGUGCAGACAACAGAAUGUAUCGGAAAGAAAGCAGAGAGCUGGAGAUGUUGCCUGCUAGAAGGAAAUUGGAAUAAGGGACCACGUUAUUCUAUAUCUAUCUCCAGCUUGAGUUCCGACACCUUUAAGGGGAACAAUGUGGUGAUAAAGGUGGUGAUAAAUGCUAGCACAAGCAUUUCCAGCAGUGACUAUCUCCUCGCCAAUACCCAAGAUGUACAGUAAUUACUCCAGGCUCAACACUACGGAAGAAACGCUUCAAGAUGUACAUUACUCUGCUACAAACGUAUCGACUGAGCAGAUGUCUCCCUCCUCCUGUCCACUUCUAUAUUCAGAUUAUCAAUUUACACUGAUUCCGGUGCUCUACUGCGUUAUCUUUAUCCUCGGGCUUGCUGGCAACAGCGUGGUGGUCGCGGUACUCUGUCGCCACCACGGCCCUAAGACAGUUGCUAAUAUUUACAUUUUCAAUCUGGCCAUGGCCGAUUUGUUGUGCCUGGCCACACUCCCCCUUUGGUCAGCCUAUUAUGCCUAUGGAUACAACUGGCUUUUUGGAUCUGUGAUGUGCAAAAUUUCAAGUUCCGUUCUGUCUCUGAACAUGUUUGCAAGUAUAUUUUUCAUCACCUGCAUGAGCAUGGACCGGUACCGGGCUAUUGUCUAUCCUAUUCGGUCGCAAAGGAGAACACUGCAGCAAGCGUCGUUGAUAGCAUUACUUGUUUGGGGCCUAGCUUGUUUGUCUUCCCUGCCAACGUUUUAUUUCCGUGACAUGUACUUCAUUGAAAGCUUGGGGGUGAAUGCUUGCAUUAUGGCUUUUCCCUAUGAGAAGUAUGCAAAGUGGUCUGCUGGAACAGCCUUAAUGAAAAACACUCUUGGCUUUUUGAUUCCUUUAAUUGUCAUAGCCACAUGCUACGUGUGGAUCUGGAUGCACUUAAUGAAAGCACAGGAAUUUAGGAAAAACAAACAAAAAAGAGACAAAGUCUUGAAGCUGGUGGCUGCAGUUGUUGUGGCUUUCUUAAUUUGCUGGCUUCCAUUCCACAUUUUAACCUUUUUGGAUGCCCUGGCUCGGAUGAACAUCAUUAAUAACUGUGACAUUAUAACAGCCAUUGACACUACUUUGCCUUUUGGCAUCUGCCUGGGAUUUGCAAACAGCUGCAUCAACCCUUUGUUGUACUGUUUCAUUGGACACCAGUUCCAAGAGAAGCUCCAACAUCUCUUUAAGCUGCGAGUCUAUCAGUUUAACAGCACCAGACAAAGCUCUUCCUCAAGAAAAGGGAGUUGCCUUAAAGAGGCUGAGACCCCUGGGGACUGUGACAAAGAAAGAUUGAACUGUAAACCAACACUGUAGGUAGCAAACAGGGUUUCUUUGGGGCAUCUGGGCGCUCUGAAUGCCACAACACUUUUUUCCCUCCAUUUUCCAGAUUUUCUGGUACAAAAUGUUCAAAGGAGAAUUUAUUUUAAUGUACCGAGUCAUCUACUUUACCUGCCUUUUGGCAAAGAGCAAUGACUGUAGAAUUUUUACGUAAGGUGUAAUGUCUAUAAAAUCAACCUAUACAUGACAAUUUAAAACAUAAGAUUGUAUGUAGCUGGGGGCACGUGAAUGCUGUUUAAUACGACAUAGGAAAGGGUGAUGCUAAUAUGCCAAAAAUAAUGCUAAUAAAAGACUGUGCAAUAGAGAAAACUGUGACUAUCACACCCCCUCAUUAAAAUCUCUUCCUGAAGGAAAUAGUUUGGCAUGACAAAAACCUGUCAAUCAUGCUGUAAAAUAAGUAAAAUACGUAAAAUACAGAUAUUAUUGUACCUGUUGGUAAGAAAA
This is a messenger RNA of Chelonia mydas (Green sea turtle), 4663 nucleotides long. RefSeq names its product angiotensin II receptor type 2 (gene AGTR2). Lineage: Eukaryota; Metazoa; Chordata; Testudines; Cheloniidae. The record is from RefSeq and is a predicted model, not a curated record. Gene Ontology annotation, biological process: blood vessel diameter maintenance; G protein-coupled receptor signaling pathway; regulation of apoptotic process. Bases 3017 to 4195 code for a protein of 392 amino acids. The transcript has 2 exons. Gene Ontology annotation, cellular component: membrane. Gene Ontology annotation, molecular function: angiotensin type II receptor activity.